Messenger RNA from Dioszegia hungarica, 1425 nucleotides. RefSeq lists its product as uncharacterized. The transcript is spliced from 2 exons. NCBI's taxonomy places the organism in Eukaryota, Fungi, Basidiomycota, Tremellomycetes, Tremellales, Bulleribasidiaceae. The record is from RefSeq and is a predicted model, not a curated record. Gene Ontology annotation, molecular function: RNA polymerase II cis-regulatory region sequence-specific DNA binding; zinc ion binding; DNA-binding transcription factor activity, RNA polymerase II-specific. The annotation marks the transcript as partial. Gene Ontology annotation, cellular component: chromatin. Gene Ontology annotation, biological process: DNA-templated transcription; regulation of transcription by RNA polymerase II.
GUCCCCGUCGAGCGCUUCAAAGCCUACUAUCAGAUGUCGCAUUGGACGCUUCCGCCCCUAGAUGCGCUCGCAUCUUUCGCUGAGACAGCACGAUUGGAAAUAUUACCGCACUUUGGAUUUCUGCACCUGCCUACUUUCCGACUAGACAUGCUGGCGACGUGUCUCGCGUUUACGCUCUGCACUAUUGGAGCCGACCGUGCAUCUCGGCAGAGCACCAUCAGGAAUGGCGGACAGACUGACGAGCACAUGAGCUGGGUGUAUGGGUCAAUGGUGCGGAAUGAAAUGAGCAUUAUGAUCAUGAAGGUGAGCCCUGUAGGUAGCUGUGAGGACUUCAGGCUGACCGGUCAGUCUUUCUCGGUCACGAAACGCAUGACGAUGUCUGAUUACAAUCUUGCGCUCAACCAGAGCCUCUUACUGCUCCAAGCAACGGAUAUGCUCAGCCAGCAUAGUCACGAGCGGAUGCGUGCCUAUAUGUUUCGUACCACCAUCAUCAAUACUGCUCGUCAGCUUGAGUGCUUCAAUCCCCGCUCCUCCCAUUUCCGGCAUGAGAUCCGCUUCCCCAUCCAGCCAUGGACUUACGCCGAGCUCGACCUCCACUGGCGCCGCUGGAUCCAGCUAGAAGUCCGCCGGCGCACCACGUACUUCAUCUUCGUCUUCGAUGUCCUCGCUACCCUGGAAACGAGCAUCCCGUGCAUCUGCUCGCCCGCCGAGGUCUGCUAUGUCCCCUUGCCUGCGCCUGCUUCGCUGUGGUGCGCGGGAAGAGGCGAGCAAUGGCUGUCGGCGGCGAGGGUCUUCACUCCCGUCUCGCUCGAUCAGGUACUGCGAGUGCUGUUCACCUCGGAUGCCAAUCCUUCCACUGCGAUCCCGUCUCGCCCGAUCUCGAGAUCGCUAGAUCGGUUCGCCAUGCACGUAGUCAUCCUCACCCUUUUGCGAGGUGUGAUUGAGAUUGGAGAGGGCAGAAGGGAAAGAGGGGACUGGUACGAUUUGACAGAUUUGUGGCUGGACCGGAGUGAGGCGGAAGAGUGGAUCUCGAGGUCCCUUGAUGGGUCGGGGGAUAGAGCAGCGGUCUUGGCGCUUUAUGGAAGUGCUCUGCGUACGGUAAGCCAGACUGCUGUGCAGAGCUGUUGGAGGAUAGUGGAGGUAGCUGACAACCAUAUAGUGGCAGAGAUGGUGGGAUGCUCUACCCUCCCGACCUUCGGAGAGCACUCUACCGUUCGUGCCGACCUUAUGCGAGGGCGAGUCUAUGCAGUCUGUUCUUACUUCCAAACUGACGAGUCAGAUGCGCUUCCCAUCUACCGGCUUGUCGAGUCGCUUAUGGGCGUAAUCGCUUCUUCUGCACCAAGCGAUGUCCGACGGGCAUUCGUGACACGCAUCAACUUCGCGGAGAUGCUCAACACAGCGAGGACCAUACCGAGGGCGGCGUAG